Messenger RNA from Malassezia pachydermatis, 1170 nucleotides. RefSeq names its product phosphoribosyl pyrophosphokinase. Gene Ontology annotation, molecular function: magnesium ion binding; ribose phosphate diphosphokinase activity. Bases 1 to 1170 code for a protein of 389 amino acids. Gene Ontology annotation, biological process: purine nucleotide biosynthetic process; 5-phosphoribose 1-diphosphate biosynthetic process; ribonucleoside monophosphate biosynthetic process. The transcript has 3 exons. Lineage: Eukaryota; Fungi; Basidiomycota; Malasseziomycetes; Malasseziales; Malasseziaceae. The record is from RefSeq and is a predicted model, not a curated record. Gene Ontology annotation, cellular component: cytoplasm; ribose phosphate diphosphokinase complex.
AUGAGCAACACGCUGGCCGACAUCAAGGUGUUUUGCGGAACGAGUCACCCUGAGCUCGCGCAGCUUGUGUGCAAGCGACUGGGUCUCCCGCUGGGCAAAGCGAGUAUCUCGAAGAACGAUGCGGGCGAGUUGGUGGUCCGUAUGCACGAGUCUGUGCGUGAGCACGAUGUGUACAUUCUGAACACGUCGUGUGUGACGUACGACAAUGACGGCAACCCUGUGAGCCCCAACACGUCGCUCAUGGAGCUGCUGAUUAUGAUCAAUGCGUGCAAGUCGGCGAGUGCUCGUCGUGUCACGGCUGUGAUCCCGCACUUUUUCUAUGCGCGCCAGGACAAGAAGGACAAGAGCCGUGCGCCCAUUACGGCGCGGCUGAUUGCCAACAUGCUGGAGACGGCGGGCUGCGACCAUGUGAUUACUAUGGACCUGCAUGCAUCGCAAAUCCAGGGCUUCUUCAAUGUGCCUGUCGACAAUCUGUACUCGGAGCCUGCGGCACUGCAGUACAUGCGUGAGAUGCUUGACAUGGAUCGCAUUGUGAUUGUCUCGCCGGAUGCCGGUGGUGCGAAGCGAGCGACGGCUAUUGCGGAUCAGCUGGGUGUGGACUUUGCGCUGUUCCACAAGGAACGCAAGAAGGCGAACGAAGUCUCGCGUAUGGUGCUUGUGGGUGAUGCAAAGGACAAGGUGGCGGUGCUUGUGGACGAUAUGGCCGACACCUGUGGCACUCUUGAUCUCGCUGCGCAGCGGCUCAAGGAGAGCGGGGCGGCUCGCGUCUUUGCGAUUGUCACGCACGGUAUUCUCUCGAAGCCUGCACUGGAGCGCAUUGGCAAGAGCAGCCUGGAGAAGCUGAUUGUGACGAACACGCUGCCGCAGCUGGCGAACCGCUCCAAGUGCGAGAAGAUCGAAGAGAUCGAUAUCAGCCACAUUCUGGCCGAGACGAUUCGUCGUUCGCACUACGGCGAGAGUGUCUCUGUGCUCUUCUCUCAGAUCCCUUACGACACGAUCCAGCCGUAUCGUCAUGGCUCCGAUACGCCGAUGCAGAGCCCUCCGCGCUCUGCGACGACGACGCCUGUGCAGCAGACACCCGGCACGUUCCCUGCCUUUUCGACAUCGACCGAGCAUGGCGUCGUAGCGCCGAGCCCGCUGCGUCAAGUAUCGACGAGCGAGGAUGCAUAG